CAGUCGAGUACCGGCUCAGGUACCGCAGAGAUAUUAGUACCCCGUUACCUACUGUUCUGUUUACAUUGGUAGAAACAUCCAAGCACGAGGUGAAAAACCACCCAACAAGUGUUUAACAGUGUUUAGUGUUUUUUAACGUUACCAGGCACCUCGGCAACAUGGAAUCCUGGUUAGUAGAUGUCAAAAGGGUGCACAUCCCCAGGCCAAAAUUCGGCAGCGGAUCCCGCUGCUACGGCUACGGUUAUCCCACGGAACCACCAAAAGACUACGUGAACGACGAGAGAUCAGAAGAAUAUAAACUGAAGACUUCGUUGCAGAGUACAAAUCUGGCCAAAGCCACGGAAGAACUUCGGAGAGCGUUGCAAAAAUUGUAAUACUUUACUGGUAUUUGUUGUGGCGAAAAUGCACUUAUGAUAAUGUUCGCAAAUCAAGAACGUUUUUUGUUUGCUAAAAAUCGGUGAACUACAAAAUGAGUACGUAGAAAUAGAUAAAACGGCAAGGAGGACAAACUUGUGCUACUUUAGUUUCUGUGUCGAAUACAUGAAUACAAAAAGGUGAAUAAUUGAGAGAAAUUUUCUACUCUUUUAUAUUUAGCCAUCUGCUACACUACAAGAAUGAUAACCAAUAAAUUUGGCGGUUGAAAGUGUAAUUUACUUUGACAAUUCUUUAUUCUUAACGUUUUUUAUUUUCUCCUACUUGAACUUAAACUAAAGAAGAAGAAUUGACCUUACUUUUUAUUAUUUAACCAUGUGUUAUACUACAGGAAUAAUAACCAACUUGCUCUGCAACAAUUUUGGUCACUGAACGAUAAAAAUGUAAUUUAUUUGGACAGUUUUUUAUUAUUAAAACCUUUUAUAUUUUAAGAAAGCUUGAUUUUAACCUAUUUGUUAAAAGUUAAAAAAAUUUAAUGAAGAGGUUUUUGUUACUGAAACAUUUAAAGAAGAAUAAUUGAUAAAAAUAUAUCGUUCCCUCAAAAUUUCCUUUUGAUAAUUUGUUUUUUGUUCCGUUUGAAUUUACAAUAAAAAUAUAACGGUCUUUAAGAAACUGGAAUCAGUAAAUAUUUUAAUGCCCUAACAAGGUGUACUUCUGAGACGAUUUUUGAUAUUUCAUUAAGAUAUGUGCUAUACUAAAUAUGUUUCAAUAUACAGGGUGUUACUAAAUAAGUGUCGCAAUGGAAAACUGUAAAUUCCU
Anoplophora glabripennis (Asian longhorned beetle) is the source of this 1191-nucleotide messenger RNA. RefSeq lists its product as uncharacterized. The coding region runs from base 159 to 374 and encodes 71 amino acids. Lineage: Eukaryota; Metazoa; Arthropoda; Insecta; Coleoptera; Cerambycidae. The record is from RefSeq and is a predicted model, not a curated record. The transcript has 2 exons.